Molecule: messenger RNA, 786 nt
Organism: Lolium perenne
Lineage: Eukaryota; Viridiplantae; Streptophyta; Magnoliopsida; Poales; Poaceae
Source: RefSeq, a predicted model, not a curated record
AUGGCGAGAUGUGUGUGGGCGCUUGCUCCGGAAGCUGUUACGGAGCACAUGGAGAGGACAACAGAGCCAGAUGUCAAGCAAUGGUUGUUCUCGAUGAUUGCGACAUUGCGGCAGGAAGAUCUCACUCUCUGUUUGGUCACUCUAUGGGCGAUUUGGCACGCCCGAAGGAAAGCGAUUCAUGAGGAUAUAUCCCAAAGUCCCCUGUCCACGCAUCAUUUUGUGGAGAAUUUUAUCCGAGAAUUGAAGAUUGUUGAAACAAAGAAGCCCCAAGCACCAUCUGAGAGGCCGAAGCCACAAGUUAAGAAGUGGUUGGCACCAGAGGCGGGACAUGCAAAAAUAAAUGUCGACGCAGCCGUCAGGAAGAAUGAAAAUUUUGGUGCAGUAGCGGCGGUGUGUAGAGAUAAAGAUGGUGCCUUCUUGGGAGCAUCAGCACAAGUUAUUCGUGGAAUGUCUGACCCUGCUACUCUGGAGGCAAUGGCAUGUCGAGAGGCCUUGGCGCUCGCGUGCGACUUGUCUUUAAACCGUGUCCACGUUGCGUCUGAUUGCCUGGAGGUGAUCUCUAGUAUGGAGGGCGAAAAUCUGGGACGGUUCAGUUCCGUGUUGAAGAAGAUCAAGGCAACUGCUUCUGACUUUACAUCCGUAAAGUUUACUCAUGAGAAGAGAUCUUCGAAUGUAGAAGUUCAUAGCUUAGCUAGUGGUUCAGCUUAUCUGAACACCGGUCGUCACGUCUGGCUUGUGCAAACACCAGACCCGCUUUGUAUUCCUAUGUUUUUGAAUGAUCAAUAA